UUCAAAUUACGAAACUUACGGAACACAUUUGCGACAGUUUAUAGGUUAUGUUAUUACUGAGUUAAAAAUUUUGGAUAAGAAUUAACAGAUUUAAAAAAAUGUCUUUACAAGCCGCAGCUCAAACCACAAUUCUUCUCGGUCGGUGUGUACCGUGUCUUAAGCAUAAUGCUUCCAAAUUUAAAAUCAAAAGACUGGAAUUGGACACUAAUCUGUUGAUGUACUUUGGUAAAGAAGAAUACGUAUAUGCACAUGACCCACAAAAAAUGUGCAAAACUGGUGACGUCGUAUUGAUUGAACAACUCCCAAAGAAAAUGACCCGUUUAAUUACACAUGCUGUCAAGAAAGUAGUUUAUCCACUAGGAGACAUCACAGAUCCUAUGACAGGAAAAAAAGUUGUUUCUGGCAAAUAUAGAGAUCAUAUUGAAGCUGUAAAUAAAGUAUAUGGUAAAAAAGAAGGGGCUUUUAAAUAUGAAGAGGCACCUCCAAGAGGGUGGCAAGAGGACAAAAAGGACUUCACACAUGCAGAAACUUACAUCAAAUAUCAUGAAUCAGAAAAAGAUGAUCCUUAUGCAGUAUAGACAUUCAAGAGUGAACUAGUCCCAGUUAGUUAACAGUUUGUGGAGAGUAAGAGAACUGUUUUGAAAUUUAACUUUGAGCUACUAUAAUUAACAGAAAAGUCAUAAUACUUGUUUUAGGUUUUUAUAAAAAUUAAACAACCUAAUACUUCACUAAAAUCACGUUGUCAACAGUCUUUAUUUAAAAUCUUAAAAUCUCGCAGUUUAAAGUACAUUACAUACAUUGCUCUAUGUAAACAAACGUUAGCAACAAAAUUUUGCUCAAUGUUGAACUAUUCAGGUAACAAACUUUCACAAUUGUAUUGUUACUACUUUAAUACUGCACUUCUAAAAAAUAUAAUCGAAAUAUUUUAAAAAAUUA
Molecule: messenger RNA, 936 nt
Organism: Zophobas morio
Lineage: Eukaryota; Metazoa; Arthropoda; Insecta; Coleoptera; Tenebrionidae
Gene: mRpS17
Product: small ribosomal subunit protein uS17m
Exons: 2
Coding region: 99-578 (159 amino acids)
Biological process (GO): mitochondrial translation
Cellular component (GO): mitochondrial small ribosomal subunit
Molecular function (GO): structural constituent of ribosome
Source: RefSeq, a predicted model, not a curated record